Arachis stenosperma is the source of this 1912-nucleotide messenger RNA. Its product is annotated as carotenoid 9,10(9',10')-cleavage dioxygenase 1. The transcript is spliced from 14 exons. Gene Ontology annotation, cellular component: chloroplast stroma. Bases 136 to 1752 code for a protein of 538 amino acids. Lineage: Eukaryota; Viridiplantae; Streptophyta; Magnoliopsida; Fabales; Fabaceae. The record is from RefSeq and is a predicted model, not a curated record. Gene Ontology annotation, biological process: carotene catabolic process. Gene Ontology annotation, molecular function: carotenoid dioxygenase activity.
AGUGGCGAUUGGUGAAUUCUCCUAUGAAUGUCAGUAUGUACACACAACAAAACAAGAAACUCCACCAUAUAUUUAUGUUAGUUCCAGAAUAAGAACGGGGGAAGAAGAGAGGGAGAGAGAGAGGAUCAGAUAAGCAUGGAGGAAGAGAAGAAGAGGAACGGGAUAGUUUCGGUUGAACCAAAACCGAGCAAUGGUUUCACGUCAAAAGUGAUAGACUUGUUGGAGAAGCUUAUAGUGAAGUUGAUGUAUGACACUUCACUCCCACAUCACUACCUCACUGGUAAUUUCGCACCUCUUCCCGAUGAAACCCCUCCGACUAAGGAUCUUCCACUCACCGGCCACCUCCCGGAUUGCUUGAAUGGUGAGUUUGUCAGGGUUGGACCUAAUCCGAAGUUUUCUCCUGUGGCCGGAUAUCACUGGUUUGAUGGAGAUGGAAUGAUUCAUGGUUUGCGUAUCAAAGAUGGAAAAGCAACAUAUGUUUCUCGUUAUGUGAAAACUUCUCGUCUUAAACAGGAAGAGUACUUUGGAGGCGCCAAAUUUAUGAAGAUUGGAGAUCUCAAGGGUCUGUUUGGACUGUUGAUGGUUAACAUGCAAAUAUUGAGAGCUAAAUUGAAAGUACUUGAUCUGUCUUUUGGGAAUGGAACAGCCAAUACAGCUCUUAUAUAUCAUCACGGAAAGCUUCUAGCUCUCUCAGAAGCUGAUAAACCCUAUGCUAUUAAAGUUUUUGAAGAUGGUGAUUUGCAGACACUUGGUUUGUUAGAUUAUGACAAGAGAUUGGGCCAUUCUUUCACAGCUCAUCCAAAAGUUGACCCAUUUACUGGCGAGAUGUUCACAUUUGGCUAUUCACAUACACCACCAUAUAUUACGUACAGAGUUAUUUCAAAGGAUGGUUUUAUGCAUGAUCCUGUACCCAUAACAAUAGCAGAGCCUAUCAUGAUGCAUGACUUUGCCAUCACAGAAAAUUAUGCAAUAUUUAUGGAUCUUCCUCUGUAUUUUAGGCCAAAGGAAAUGGUAAAGAAUAAGACAUUGAUAUUCACAUUUGAUUCGACCAAGAAAGCUCGAUUUGGGGUCCUACCUCGGUAUGCUAAGGAUGAGAAGCAUAUUAGGUGGUUCGAGCUUCCAAACUGCUUCAUAUUCCACAAUGCUAAUGCAUGGGAGGAGGAGGAUGAAGUUGUUUUGAUCACAUGCCGCCUUGAGAAUCCAGAUCUGGACAUGGUCAGCGGAACUGUCAAGGAAAAGCUUGAAAAUUUCUCAAAUGAACUGUAUGAAAUGCGAUUUAACAUGAAAUCUGGCGAAGCUUCUCAAAAGAAACUAUCUGCAUCUGCUGUUGAUUUUCCUAGGGUGAAUGAAAGCUACACUGGCAGGAAGCAACGAUAUGUAUAUGGAACCACAUUAGACAGCAUUGCAAAAGUUACUGGAAUUAUUAAAUUUGAUUUGCAUGCCGAACCGGACUCUGGAAAAACAAAGCUUGAAGUCGGAGGAAAUGUUCAGGGUCUCUACGACUUGGGACCCGGGAGGUUUGGUUCCGAGGCUAUUUUUGUCCCACGUAUUCCUGGGACAACCUCUGAAGAAGAUGAUGGAUACUUGAUCUGUUUUGUACAUGAUGAGAAUACUGGAAAAUCGUUCGUGCAUGUCAUCGAUGCUAAAACAAUGUCAGCAGAUCCUGUUGCUGUUGUUGAGCUGCCGCAUAGAGUUCCUUAUGGUUUCCACGCCUUCUUUGUGACAGAGGACCAACUGCAAGAACAGGCGUAACUUUGAUUAGUGUUGACAGCUUCACUAUGUACUAUCUCAUAAUGUAUAGGCAAGUAUCUGCUAUAUACUAUGUAUCCAGUGUUAUGUUGAAACAACCUAUUUUAUACCAGUACACUAUCAUAAAUAAAUUAAUAAAGAAAUUUUCCAUCUUAACACAUAA